Haliotis rubra (blacklip abalone) is the source of this 4047-nucleotide messenger RNA. RefSeq names its product E3 ubiquitin-protein ligase PDZRN3-like. Gene Ontology annotation, molecular function: zinc ion binding. Gene Ontology annotation, cellular component: plasma membrane signaling receptor complex. Lineage: Eukaryota; Metazoa; Mollusca; Gastropoda; Lepetellida; Haliotidae. The transcript has 6 exons. Gene Ontology annotation, biological process: regulation of canonical NF-kappaB signal transduction; positive regulation of JNK cascade. Bases 384 to 1307 code for a protein of 307 amino acids. The record is from RefSeq and is a predicted model, not a curated record.
UGUAGCUGGAAUAUUGCCGACUUCAAACAUAUCAGCUUGAGACCCACAUAUCAACCCGAGACUAUCAUCGGGUAUACUCUUGUAUAAGUCAGUAUCAAUCAGACCCAAUCAAUUAUAUCAGUCUGUGACACAUUAAUACAUAUUGGUAUAUUUUCAGAGAUGUUCUUUUUGCAAAUCAUGCAAAUCCUGUGUGAUACUGUGAUAUAACCUGCGUGAGUCGGGCUCUUCGCUUCAUGUGCAGAAAGAAACAGAAUGGUUCGGAGUCGGCAUUUGUAGUACUUGUACCAUCUGACAUUACACUCAACUCUCGGACUGAGAGUGAGAUUAAUCACACCUACGACACCUGGGUCACCUGAGACACCCUGAGACACCUGGACAGAGUAAUGGGUCUCGAUCUGACUUUAUUUGUGGGCGCAAUAGACCCCGCCCUCAUCUGCAGCAUCUGCAGCCAAGUGUUCGUGAACCCAGUGUCCAACUCCUGUCAUCACAUCUUCUGUCAGUCGUGUAUCGGGAAGAGCAGCAAGUCCAGGAAGUCUCAAUACUGCCCGGAAUGCUCGACCAAACUCCACGCAGAGUCCUCGGAGGUAUCGGUGGAGCUGAAACUCAAGCUGUUGGGAUUGAGAAUCAAGUGUAACCAUGGGUGUGGCAUUGUAUGCGAGCUAGCAGAUCUUCCUGACCACGUGACUUAUACAUGUCCCAACGCUCCCGUUUCUUGUCCUAACAAAGAUGUUGGAUGUUGUAAGACAGUGAAGAGGUGUGAGGCGAGGAUUCAUGCUGAGGAGUGUUAUCACAGAUUUGUGGAGUGUGAGGCUUGUGGGUUCCGAGUUCAGUACUGUGACCUCUUCACUCACCAAAGCAAGACUCGAUGUCUGGAGAAGAAGCUGAGACAACAGGUUGCGCGCGCAGUGAAGUCAACCAACAUGGAGGUAAGACGUCACCGAGACUACGUUAAGCGUCAACAUUUCCAGCUUGAAAGACAUCAACGACACGCGGUAAUGAGCCAUUUCAGAUCCAAGCAACAAAACUACCUGGACAGUGUGCGCUCUAAACACAACGACGACGCCAGUGACGACACGCUUUCCGCGUCCUCCCCCCGGUCAAAGAACUCAGUUGCAGGGGACCAGUCUCUAGUUCUAAGUGCUGGCAAAUCUCCACGGCCGCCACAUACAGGGCAGAGUGUCUUCACUUGUAAGAACUGCAAGAAACCAUUCAGAGAGACGGGCAAUCACAGCCUGGCAUGUUCCUACCACGCAGGGCCAGUAAGUAUACACUUUCUACUUACAAUAAUUAUUAACAUGACUAAAUAACAUUUCCACUUAAUAUACAGAAUAUUUGCUUUUCCACUAAAGAACCGAGAAAUAUUCAUUUUCGCUUUAAAUUCUACUUCUAUAGACCCAGGGAUAACAUUUUCUGUAUUCUUUUUUUUAUAAAAACCCAACAACUUUUCUCCAAGUAAUAAUCUUUUGUUUUUCCAUGACGUCCGCAGAUUGUAAGUAUAUGUGUAUAUAUGUGUGUGUUUCUUGUGUGAUACAAUAUGCACCCCUGUCAAAGGAGAUUUUUGAGGUGGCAUAGGUUUUUCUAAGCUUGUAAAUCUUGACACAUGAAUGGUUAAAUUAGCAUUUGGCAAACUAAGCAUCGGGUUAGCUUUUUGUAUGAUACGGGUUUUCUUUCAACACAGUUAACACCGGGUUUAAUGGGGAUGGAGGGUGAUUUUAUAUGGGUUGACGCCCAGUGCAAUAACUGUAUAUAUCUUGCCGGGUGGAAUACUGAUACGAACUAUAUACAUAUACAUGUAGUGGGUAGUAUAAGACAUGUAGUAUGGUAGUAUAAAACAUAUGUUGAAGAUAUGGUCUAUGUUGUUCUCGAACACCUCCUUUGCACCAUAUGCACCAAAAGCCUUCACUGUUAUUGGUUGUGCUCACUGCUGCAUCUACACGAAAGGCACUGACAUAUAUACAUGGCAUCUGGCAUGCACGCGUCGGGUCAGUAUCAGUAAUGUCUACAUAUUUGAGAAUAUGUUGUAUAUUUCGGGAUAGCCUUGUGGUUAAAGCGUUUCUUUAUCUCUUCGAACAUCCGGGUUCUAUUCUCCACUCGGGUACAGUAACACAAAAAAACACGCUUUCUGUUUCGCGUCCACUUGUGUCUGAUUGCCAAACCUGCGUAAAUACUAAUCAGUUGUUGGUAAACUUUUCUCCAAACAUACCGGAGUCAUGACAAGGUAAAGUGGCGAAAACAUCAUAUAUGAAAGAGGCAUACAUUUUCACAGCGCAAUGGGUUUCUCUGACUAUGCCAUUUUCAUCGUGUUUGCACCGAGUUUGAAGUUAACACAUCCUAAUACUGCUGUGUAUGUUUUGUAUAUAUUCCAUAUGGUAAUACUAAUUGUGAUGUAUUUGCAUGAAUAUUUUCUAACAUUGCAUUCUGUGAUAUAGGAUGGUAAUCGCAGGGUGAUAUAUUUAUAAUAAUAUUCCACCAACCUGGAAUGAUAGAUACAAUAGAAUAUUUCAUAAACAACUAAUUAUAAUUGCAUUUUCAAUCUGUCACACCAUUUAUUAAAAAUACAUGCUGUGUCCAUUGCGAUGUUGAGAAUAUACUUUCCUUAACAGCAGUUGCCAUGGUGACUAUGUCUAUAGACCACAAUACCGCAAAUGUGUAAAUGCUUAAUUCACUAUUACAGGCUAUAUUGCACAGCUGAAUGUUACGUACUUAUACGUAGUGCAUCCUCCAAUAUCUCCAGGGUACACGUUCCGAUAAAUCUCCACUAGCAGUAUCCUGAUUGGAUAAAAAGCCAGAAAAGGAAGGUCAUGCAAUUAUCAGGCCCAGCCGUAGAAGCAUCGAGUCUACUAUAUAGUGGAGAUUUAUCGGAACGUAUACCCUGGAGAUUAUCGACUACGAUGUAGUGGUGAAUGGCGCAUUCAUUGCGUGGUGGGGAAUGUCACAUAUAUGUAAUUUAUAAUGUUUGGACUGUUUUCAAGUGAAAGCGGACAUUUUUAUAUACGUUGAAGUUAUACAAAAUAUUCAUAUUUACAUAAUAGGAUUAAUACCAAGAGAUAAUGGGCUCAAUAAUAACACAUUCAAUAAGUGACUAUGAGAAAAUUUCAAUUUUUGGCAGAUAAUUUCUUUUUUUUACGCUUUUCUAUUUCGCUGUACAUGCAAACAGAUAUUUAGAAAAUAGUAUAUACACGUAUUUCAUGCGUGUAUGAUAUAAUGCAUACAUAUUUAAUGUGUAUAUAUUUACAAUUAAUCUAUAUGUUAACACCACAUCCAGAAUCAUAUGUAGAAUUUCUUUUCCUUUUUUUCAUAUGGAUGGGGCAGAUUGAUCUUUUUGUAAGUAUGUCUUCUCUUCUUAUGUAGUGUGAGUAAUUUGAGCAACUUUUGUGCAUUUCACUUUAAAACAAUUCUGUUUUUACCAUUCUUUUCACCUAUAUAUAUUUUUACAUGUCUAACUAUGCGCUUCACCCAGACAUUUAAUGGGAAAGGUAUAAGUUACAUUUGGGGGUCAUGUUACCCAUUACCGGGCGUGAAUGGUCGGUUCCUUCAUUUCGAAAUGACAUUUUUUAUUACUAUUGAUAACACGAUACCUUUUUAUAUUUCAUAUUUCUCCUACAACCGUGUUCGACAGGGUGGGACAUGUUACAAGUGUGGAAGGAUGGACUACCAACACGGGUGUAAGACUGGACAACACAUUCCGGACAAUGGUCAUGACAACGUAUUGGCAGCAUGAGACUGUGGUGCUGAUUGAGGUCAAUAUUCGUGUCCACGCUGACGUGGUCCCACAAUGGUAUUCUGCAUAAUAGCCAGGGGAUAAUCUGGACAAGUGACAUGCUUUUCACAAUCAGAACGCGCUUUACACACAAGGUGUUGGAUAUGCUGGAACAUCAAAGUUCAACUGAAAAAAGGAUUUUAUCAAAUGAUUGGAGAAUAUUUUUUAUCAUUUAUUUGAUAUUACAUACGAAGUUCAGUCUUAAUUACUGAACUUAAUUACGUAUGUUAAUUAAAACAUGUACUUCACUGGAAGACAUUAAUCUUCAUUAAACAUAUUAAACAAUU